Messenger RNA from Xyrauchen texanus (razorback sucker), 2601 nucleotides. RefSeq names its product protein disulfide isomerase family A, member 8 (gene pdia8). The transcript has 13 exons. The record is from RefSeq and is a predicted model, not a curated record. Gene Ontology annotation, biological process: protein folding; response to endoplasmic reticulum stress. Lineage: Eukaryota; Metazoa; Chordata; Actinopteri; Cypriniformes; Catostomidae. Gene Ontology annotation, cellular component: endoplasmic reticulum; cell surface. Bases 101 to 1585 code for a protein of 494 amino acids. Gene Ontology annotation, molecular function: protein disulfide isomerase activity.
CUCACACGGGCGCUCAUAUCUGUGGAAACCGCCCGGUGUGGAGCGAAGGGGAGCAGUUUUUGUUCAAUGUUUCUACAUUUAGGACUCCUUUCAUGUAUUGAUGGAUAAUUCGAUGUUGCGCGUGCUUUUAUAUGUGCUCGUAUUUUGCGUGUUGGGCACGACAGCGCGUGGACGAAAAGAUGUGCUCGAGCUCAAAGACGCCGACUUCGAUUACCUCGCGCCCGAGCACGAGACCCUGCUCGUGAAGUUUUAUGCACCAUGGUGUGGCCAUUGUAAGAAACUUGCCCCAGAGUUUGAAAGUGCUGCUACUCGACUGAAGGGAACAGUAACUCUAGCCAAGGUUGACUGUACCGCUAAUACUGAGAUCUGUAAGCGCUAUGGGGUCACUGGAUACCCAACACUCAAAAUAUUUCGUAACGGACAGGAAUCAUCAUUGUAUGAUGGGCCUCGCUCUGCAGAUGGAAUUGUGGACUAUAUGAAGAAGCAGGCAGGGCCUGACUCUGUGCACCUUAAUAGUGAUUAUGAUUUGGAAAACUUUAUUAAUCACUUUGAUGCCAGUGUAGUUGGGUUCUUCUCAGGCAGAGACAGCUCUCAACUGGCAGAGUUUCUUAAAGGAGCCAGUUUAAUGAGGGACACUUUCCGAUUUGCUCACACCACAGACCUUCAGCUGGGACACAAAUAUGACGUCAAAUAUGAAUCUGUGCUUCUAUUCAGACCCCCCAGACUGAGCAGCAAGUUUGAGGAGAGUGUUGUGCACCAAAGAGGACCAAUGUCCAUCACAGGCCUGCGUCGCUUCAUCAGAGACAACAUUUUUGGACUCUGUCCCCACCUGACCAAGGAAAAUAAGGAUACAUUGAGGAAAAAGGAUUUGUUGACUGCAUACUAUGACUUGGAUUACCUUCUCAACCCCAAAGGCUCCAACUAUUGGAGAAACAGAGUGUUGAAGAUUGCAUCUCAGUACAGUUCUCGGGGUCUGCUGUUCUCUGUGGCUAACCGUAAUGACUUCAUGGAUGAGCUUGAAGAUGAGUUUGGUCUGGGCGCAUCAGACGGGACCGAGCUGCCGUUUGUCACCAUCAGGACACGAACAGGACACAAAUACACCAUGAGAGAGGAAUUCACACGAGAUGGGAAGUCUUUAGAGAGUUUUCUGGAAGACUAUUUUGCUGAGCGACUGAAACGUUACAUUAAAUCUGAGCCUGUGCCUGCCAAAAACAAUGCACCAGUCAAGGUGGUUGUGGCAGACACGUUUGAAGAGAUAGUGAAUGACCCAGAGAAAGACGUGCUUAUCGAGUUUUAUGCACCGUGGUGCGGCCACUGUAAAAAACUGGAGCCCAAGUAUACAGAGCUGGGAGAACAGCUAUAUGGUGAUCCCAAUAUUGUAAUUGCAAAGAUGGACGCAACUGCCAACGAUGUCCCACAGGGCUAUGACGUACAAGGAUUUCCUACAAUAUAUUUAGCCUCCGCUGGGCGAAAGGAUGAGCCAAAAAGAUAUGAGGGAGCUCGUGAAGUGAAGGAUUUUAUCAACUUCCUGAAGCGCGAGGUAUCUAAGCCUCUAGUCCUGAAUGGAGUCAAAGAAGAACUGUGAAUAUUUUAGUUGAAAUAUUGGUGUAUUUAUGUUGCAGAUUCUUUGCAACUCCGAGUGCAACUUUCAGUUCAACCAUACAAACACAAUUUGCAAUGUCAGAGAAGUGGGGGGGUUAUUUGUUAUAUAUUUGUUGCAUGAGCUUCUUAACUGUGCUUAUAAUCAUUUACCUCUUGGGAACUACUGGUCAGCCUGUAUUGAUCACUGUUGUUCAUCAUAGAUCAAUAUUCAUACCUCACAGUAAAUUUGAAUCUUUUUGUAGAUUGGAUAACUGGCUUAUCAAAUUAUACAUGUUUUUGAUUGCCAUUUCUUGCUCCUGAUUUGCUACUGAACUGAUCAUAUAGAAUGCCAUCUUUUAACCCAUCUCUUGCAAGCCAGUGUGUUUCUGUCUUAUUUUCUCUGAAGACUGUUUUAUUUAAUGAAAAUUACACAUUACUUUUACUAUUUCAUUGAUGAUAGAUUGGCUGAAAACUUGUUGGCUAUUUAAAGUUCAUGGUGUUUAUUUUUUGACUAUAUAUGUGAAGUCUGGGUGCAAGAGUUUCUACAGUAAAUUACGUCUAGUCAUUUUAGUAUUUUUUUCUACAUUAUAUGCCUUAAGAUUUCGUAUGUAGGGAAUCUGUUUGAUAUUUAAACAAGCUCUCUGUUCUGCUGACUUGAAUACUCAUUUCUGAGCAGGAAAUACUGAAGAUUCAGAUCUUGUUUAUUAAAAGACAAUGACUGGCUUUUUCUUUAUUUCAUAGCUCAGACACAUAUGGAAUCUCUUUAAAGAUUGAAGCAAGAUGUUAAUAUUAUGCUUAAUUACUUGGUUUAAAUAUGUGAAUGAAGCACACACGCCAAUCUGCCACAACAUUAAAACCACAUAAUAUUGUGUAGGUCCCCCUCGUACAGCCAUAACAGCACCAACCUGCUUCUCAGAACAGCAUUCAGAGAUUAUAUUCUUCUCACCACAAAUGUACAGAGUGGUUAUCUGAGUUACCGUAGACUUUGUCAGUUCAAACUAGUCUGGCCAUUCUCUGUUG